AUGGAGAAAAUUAAUGUAAUAAGAUUUGUGGGAGUAUUGCUUGUAGGGCUCUUCAUUUUAAAUCCUUGUGUGAGUUAUAGUACUUUUACUGCGUGGGAAGGGCCUGGGUGUGACUUCGCAGGUAUCGUUUACAUGGGUUGUGAUUGUUUCAGCAUGGACUAUCACGGAGCAUUUGAUUUUAUAUUUGAAGGACAGCCUGUCCAUCUCUUUGAUGACGAUAAUUGGGUGGGUAACCCGCAUACUACUCUUUCUGUCAAUACAACCGACUGCAAUCAUGGGUUUGGCUGGAAAAGCCUCAUUAUUCCGUGCUGA
Cryptomeria japonica (Japanese cedar) is the source of this 312-nucleotide messenger RNA. Its product is annotated as antimicrobial peptide 1-like. The record is from RefSeq and is a predicted model, not a curated record. The transcript has a single exon. Bases 1 to 312 code for a protein of 103 amino acids. Lineage: Eukaryota; Viridiplantae; Streptophyta; Pinopsida; Cupressales; Cupressaceae. Gene Ontology annotation, biological process: defense response; negative regulation of growth.